CGGUGCGCUCUUCGUGUGAUGCACAUGUGGUCUUGCGCCUCUCCAGCGGAGAGGAACUGGGCAGUCCACGAGGGCAUCCACACGAAGAAGCGCAACAGGUUGGCCUUUGAGAAGGUCGUGCAGCUCGUUGAGAUCACCGCAAAUGUGCGAUUGACAGAGUAUCGGCGGGCAGGAUGCGGUUACGUGCUGCCAUGGCAGCGUGACGAGGGGAUGUUGGACUGCCAAGCAAGACUGGAGGUUGAGCCGGUGCGCACGGGCACGCGCCAGGGGAUGACGGCGGCGGAGAUUGCAGAGCAGGUUGCGCUUAUUACGCGCGAUCCCAUCGGGUCUUCCGCACCGCCAUCCGCUGAUGCCGUUUUUGAGAGACGUGCUUGCAUUUUCCGUCCGUACCCCAGGGACGAUGACUCGGAUGAGGAGCCCGCACCCGAGGGAUCAGAUGACCCUGCCCUGCCCAUCCCGAGCGAGAUCGACGAGACGCAUGAGGAGGCCAAUGAUGCAGAGGUGAGGACAUACACGGCUCGGCGGGCAGCGGACCGGGCAGAGGAGGAGAUGCAGGGGGGGGACGAGGAUUUAUGGGGCCCUUUCGGGGAGGUGGCUUCCACGGGUGAUGCGUGUGCUAACAGAGGCGGGGCCUCUCAUGCCGACACGAGCCGUGCAGAGGCGGGGAGACUGACUCCUGCUCCUGUCGCCCAAGAGUCGGCCGUUCAGCCACCUCCUGCGCCGAGUCCGGCACCGCCCACCCCCUUCUCGCCUCUACAGACGGCCACUACACAGGCGGAGACGGAGGAGUUGGCAUCCUCCUUGCCUCCGCACGGGUUUUUGCAGAGAUCGACGGUGGUUCGACAGCUGAGGUUACGAUCAACUUCACUUUGCUCCGCAGGAGAGGGAGGCGCUGCGUUUGGAGAGAGUUCGGGGGCGGAGGGGUUGGGGAUGCCUCAUGGAUCCCGCCGUGAGCAGACGGUUGCAGAGGCUAGUGCGAGGGUUGUUUUGUUGAGGAAGGGAGGAGGCCUUGUCACCAUCGAGGAGGAUGAUCCUGAGACGGAUGCGGCAGUGCGGGACGAGGACAAGGACUACGAUGGUGAGGAGGAGGGUGAGGAGGAGAGCGAGAGCGGUUCCGGCGGUGACGACGACUACGGCGACGAUGGGCCCCCACCUCCCCCGCCGACACAUGGAUCUAGACGCUCCGCUGCGCAGACUUCUUCGUCCGCACGAGCGACGAGGAGGUCGGCAUCUGGCACUCGAGGGGGUGCGAGGAGACGGAGCGGGAAGGGGAAGAAGGGUCAGAAAGAGGAGAGGGGGAAGGGAGAGGAGAAAAGAGGAGAGGAAAGAAGUAGGAGUGAUCAAAUGAGGAGAGUGGAGUCACUCACGUCAAAUGAUGAUAACAAUGAUGAUGAUGAUGAUGACGAUGAUGAUGAUGCUAAUGAUGAUGAUGAUGAUGGUGAUGAUGAUGAUGAUGAUGAUGAUGAUGAUGACGACGUGAAGAUGACUAUGCUGAUGUCGUCGAUGAUGAUGAUAAUGUUGAAGAUGAAGAUAAUGAAGAUUACCGUUGUUGUUGCACGUCCCAUCUACGAGUAAUAGGUCGUCGAGAAAACCACCAGGAUGCUGAAGCUGAAAGUCAACUGAGUCGUAGAGAACGUUUCACCUUAUGAAGCCAAGCAUC
Chara braunii is the source of this 1660-nucleotide messenger RNA. NCBI's taxonomy places the organism in Eukaryota, Viridiplantae, Streptophyta, Charophyceae, Charales, Characeae. The record is from the annotation of a GenBank genome assembly.